CUAUAUAUAUUUGCUGUGUUCAUAGAAUCUUCAUAUUACUAAGAGACGCGUCAAAAUAAUAUUCAAAAUGAAACUGAUUAUUUUACUCAGUGUUGUCGCUCUGGCCGCGGCAGCCCCUGCUGACGUCCAGCUCCUACGGUCUGAGUUCAAUAACGAUGGCUUGGGGAACUAUUACACCUCUUUCGAGCAGUCUGACGGUACCAAACAGGAAAGGCGAGGCUUGCUGAAGGACGAGGGUCGCGAAGGCAAAUUCCUGGCGGUGGCUGGCUCAUACGAGUGGGUGGGGCCCGACGGCGUGCGCUACGUCGUACGCUACACCGCCGACGACAACGGGUACCGAACGGUGGUCGAGCAAAUACAACCUAGACCACCAGGACAGCCAAGAGGCUCUGAACAACCCGUACAGCCAAGAUACCCAGGAAUAGGCCUGACACCCAUUCGAGGUUAUGACUAUAGUAAGCCCGCACUCGUCUUCGCUAGCCUAGUGGCGGGGUAAUAGA
Molecule: messenger RNA, 500 nt
Organism: Ostrinia furnacalis (Asian corn borer)
Lineage: Eukaryota; Metazoa; Arthropoda; Insecta; Lepidoptera; Crambidae
Product: endocuticle structural protein SgAbd-6-like
Exons: 3
Coding region: 68-496 (142 amino acids)
Cellular component (GO): chitin-based extracellular matrix
Molecular function (GO): structural constituent of chitin-based larval cuticle
Source: RefSeq, a predicted model, not a curated record